UAUUGUUGCUGUAACAAGUAUUCACAGUAGACACCGAAUUUUGUUUGAAAUUGACAUUCUUCAAUAAAAGUUUGAUGUGAAUUGAUUAAGGGCGAAAAAUGCAAGUUUAAUUAAUGUGUUUGCUAGUCUGUGGUGGUAUGUGAAAGCUACUUAAUAUUACUAAUGAAUUUAAAGGAAAUAUGACAGGUCUCUAAAAAUUAACUUUUAUGCCUAAAUCAAACGCUAAAUUUUAAAAUUUGUGACCAUUUUUACAGUACAAAUAUGAAUUAUUAGGAUGUUUUAUUAGAGAUUUUAAAAAGCAACAACAUAGCAAUAAAAAUGAUUCUCAGAGACUUGAAUACCUUUAAAUACUCAUAUUUACUUAUUGUUGUUAUUUUUUAUUUACAUAUAGUUCCUAUGAAUAGUGGUCCUAAUAAUUUACAUAUAAAUGAUGGUACAACGCCAGCUGAAAUAAUUCACGGUGAUUUAUUUUUUGAAAUCAUUGAUCCUAUGGAAUUGGAAUAUACAUAUAGAAUAAGGCCGGCUAAAGACUUUGGGGCACCAUUUAACGAAUCGUUUUAUAUAGAAAAUGUACCUCUUGUGCCUAUUGAUCCAAAAUACGGCUGUAAUCCUCCAAAUAAUUUAGACGACAUAGAAGGAAAUGUUGCUUUCAUUGAAAGAGGUCAGUGCUCCUUCAAGAAGAAAACAAUAAUAGCAGAGAAGGCUGGUGCACGGGCCGUAAUCAUCACCGACCCCGCGAAAGAGAACGAGGAGUACUUCAUCGAAAUGAUCGACGACGAAUCAGAUGAGGAGGCCCACAUACCUGCUGCCUUUCUUAUGGGUAAGAAUGGCAUGAUGAUUGCCCAAACCUUGCAGAAGCUGUCACGACGGUAUGCUCUUAUUAAUCUGCCAGUCAACCUGACUUAUACGCCAGUACAUAAAAUGAACCAACCGCCUUGGCUUGGGUGGUAGAGGUGGAAUCAAUUAGUAUUUGCCGUCCAGUCCAGUUCUAUUGUAAUUAUUAUUAUGUUUAUUGGGUGAUGGCUUUUUAAGGCAUUCUUGACUCAUUUUUUAAGUUUUAUCAUUUGUUAUUGUAUAUAUUUAAUAUGAAACUAUUUUUACCAUAGGUAUUCCUCAUAUUUUACAAUAUGAAUUAUACAAAUUUGUAUAUAUUUUAACAAUGAUUUUAUAAAAUAUUUUACUAAUAGAAUUACUCAUUUGUAUAAAAAAUUACUUUUUUUUAAAUUUAAUUGUUAUUUAGUAUAAAUCAUGUGAAUGAAUUUAUUUAUAAAUUUAUAGUUAAAUAUGUGCACCUAAUUUUAAUGACUUCAUUUUAUUAUUAUUAUUAUUAUUAUUUCAGCCUUAAAAUAUUAUUGAUAUGUACAAGUUUUUAUAUUUAGACUAUUGUAAAAUGACUGAUAUAUUACAUUUUAAUUAUAUUAGUGUUAUAUAGUACAUCUUUUGUACUGUUCUUCAAGAAAUAUGUAUGUCAUUGUAUUGUAACUGACUUAUCAAUCAUCGUUUUAUAUACUAAACAUAGAUAUUUGUAUUUACAAACACAAACUAUUGAAAAUAAAUAAAAUGGACUCCUGGAAUUGAUAAUUAUUAAUUAAUUAAAAUGUAUAUGUAAAUAUUGAGUAAUGUUUCGUUAAUAUGAACAAUAUAAAAACCCGGAAAUCAAAUAAUAUUGAUCGUUUAUGUACAUAUUUAUAAAUUUUUCAACUGCAUACUAGAAUAAUAGGUUUUUAUGCACUGUAUAAUCCAUUUAUACACCAAAAUAUCAAUAAAAUACUCAUAUAUAUAAUAUUCCAUUUUUGGUGUAAAAAAGGAUUUAGUUUGUAUGUCACUGUUUUUUUUCACAUUUUACUGCUUAAGUAGUAAAUGUAAGUUUACUUGUGCCAUUUAUUGCCACACAGUUAUUAUCACUGCUCAGUCUAGUCUAUUUAUUUCAAAUAAUGAAUUUUUAUAAUGAUGUUAAAACGUAAGGAGGUAUUGUGCUGUUUUAAUAAAGUUUUUAAUUAUAA
Messenger RNA from Aethina tumida (small hive beetle), 2003 nucleotides. RefSeq names its product PRADC1-like protein. Lineage: Eukaryota; Metazoa; Arthropoda; Insecta; Coleoptera; Nitidulidae. The transcript is spliced from 6 exons. The record is from RefSeq and is a predicted model, not a curated record. Bases 319 to 951 code for a protein of 210 amino acids.